AUGGCCUACAAUUACACCAAAAAGUUCCUAGAAUUCAACUGCAAACAGCUCGAGCGCGGGUUGGAAAUAGACGACAAAAUAAGCUCCAUUCUUGAUGGCCAGGACGAACUUACAAAGCAACAAUUUCAACAGAUACUUCGUCAGGUGAAUGUUCGUUUGAAAAGACACCACAGAAACAUGUUUCUGACACAGGCAACAAGUCAGAUAGCACAGCAGGUGGUCAAGUAUGAACAGACCAAGGCAAUUGAAGCUACAGAGAAGCUUUUACAAGCACAAUCUACCAUUCAACCCUUAAUUUUACCUGAGUUGGAGACGGCUCUUUCGCUGGACCGGCGUCUUGCCGAGUUCAAAAGACUUGUAGAUGAGCUCCCGGAGCUGCGGUACUUGCAAGAUGAGAAUAUGGACGAAGAGCUACUAGAUCGCUACGAACUGGUACGGCAACGCAUGGUGCAAUUGAAUGAGCGAUUUGUACAUGCGUACCACAAACGGGACUACUUGAAGCAAUUGCUCGGCACGUUGGGAAACCAAGAGGCACAGGAGAAUGCUGGAGAUCUAGAGAGGGAGGUCGAGAGGUUUCAAGCGUUGGUGAAGGAAAUGAAGAGUGAGACUUGA
Messenger RNA from Meyerozyma guilliermondii ATCC 6260, 612 nucleotides. RefSeq lists its product as uncharacterized. The transcript has a single exon. Bases 1 to 612 code for a protein of 203 amino acids. The record is from RefSeq and is a predicted model, not a curated record. Gene Ontology annotation, cellular component: Mis6-Sim4 complex. NCBI's taxonomy places the organism in Eukaryota, Fungi, Ascomycota, Pichiomycetes, Serinales, Debaryomycetaceae.